AUGGGUGCUUUCUCUCUGGUCUUGGCCACUGGUCUUGCUCUCCUCAGCGGAGCGCAUGCUGCAGAAACACCGGUCCAAGAAUGGGGUUACGGACCCGGGUAUCACGUCCACCUUCCCAAGGGAUUCAAGAAGGCACUCUUUGUUGAGAACUUUGCCCUGUACCUGCCCGGUUCCCUUCCUUCUACCUCCAAAUGGGCCUUUGACUUGGGCACAUCCUAUCCCGGUGGUCCGGAGGGCUGGGGCACCGGCGAAGUCCAGACCUACACCGCCUCCACCGACAACAUCGUCAUCACUACUUCCGGAACACUCCAAAUCACACCGGUCAAGGACCCAGUAACGGGUAAUUGGACAUCCUCCCGGAUCGAGACUGUCGCAGCUAGAGAUAUUGUCUGUCCUCCUGGCCAGGCGAUCCGAAUCGAGGCCUGGAUCAAGCUCGGCGACCUCCCUGUCAGCAAGCAGCUUGGUAUCUGGCCUGCAUUCUGGAUGAUGAGUUCAGCGUACCGAGGCAACUACUGGAACUGGCCGAUGGUUGGCGAAAUUGACAUUCUAGAGAACGUCAACGGCGCGUCGGCAGCGUGGCAGACAAUACACUGCGGGAAAACUGCGCCGGGCCCGUGCAAUGAGUAUACGGGGAUCACCAAUAAGGCGGCGCACCGCUGGAGUGGGUUUCAUAGGUUCUCGGUGGACAUUGAUCGAACGAACCCCGGCGGGAGUUGGAGGGAGGAGCAGAUCGUGUGGAGGAUUGAUGGGAAGGUCGUGUUCACUGUAAAGGGGAGCCGGGUGGAUGAUGAGAAGGCUUGGACGGCGCUUACGCGAACUCCCAAGUACAUUUUGCUCAACGUUGCUGUGGGAGGCUCGUUUCCAGAUGUCUUGGCGAAUCCGAGCUUGGAGAGGACGCCAAAUAAUGCGACGGUUGGAGGGGAGGGGUCGGCGAUGGAAGUGAGAUAUGUGGCUGUCUUCAGUACAUGAAAUAGGAGGUAGUAUCUGAAUGACGGGGAUCGAGUAGACGAAGCCAGUUACAGAUGCUUAACACACUUGAUUAUUUGGC
Molecule: messenger RNA, 1048 nt
Organism: Neurospora tetrasperma FGSC 2508
Lineage: Eukaryota; Fungi; Ascomycota; Sordariomycetes; Sordariales; Sordariaceae
Exons: 1
Coding region: 1-969 (322 amino acids)
Biological process (GO): carbohydrate metabolic process
Molecular function (GO): hydrolase activity, hydrolyzing O-glycosyl compounds
Source: RefSeq, a predicted model, not a curated record